This is a messenger RNA of Schizosaccharomyces octosporus yFS286, 2845 nucleotides long. RefSeq lists its product as uncharacterized. Bases 66 to 1661 code for a protein of 531 amino acids. The record is from RefSeq and is a predicted model, not a curated record. Lineage: Eukaryota; Fungi; Ascomycota; Schizosaccharomycetes; Schizosaccharomycetales; Schizosaccharomycetaceae. The transcript has a single exon.
CUUCAACCUACCGUCUGCCAACAUCUAAUCGCGUUUAGAUCAUUAGACACGGCCAGUUUUAGAUCAUGAGCAAUGGUUCUAAAAAUUAUAAUGCGCAGUUGACUGCUGCAGCAGCUUCAACAGCACUUCACAAUCGUAGGGGAUAUAAUAGCGAUGAAAACUAUAGAACUGUAAAUUCUUUCCUUGGAAAUCGCACUUCAACUUUUACCAGUUCUACUUAUUCACCUCAAUAUGACUACUUACGUUCAAAGGCAAUACAUGCGCCGUAUGUUCCAAGGACAAGCGAUGCAAAUUCACGUAAUGUAAGCUCGGUCUACAAUCCCUCUUCUUCUACUGCCAGUACUUAUUCACCUUCUAGUACUGGAAAAAGAUAUACUUUAACUUCUGCAUCUGCAAAGUAUCUUGCAAAAUCCGAAAAACAGAGAAAUCCUUCUAGUUAUGCAUACGACUUUACUCCUUCUUUUAGUCCUCCUAUAGAGCGUCGACGUGCACCGUCUAUAAAAAGCAACAUUUCGGAAACUCCUAGUAGUAGAAAUUAUGAGGAUUCUCAGUUACAUGCGAAGGCCGUUCAGUAUGCUCAGCAAAUAUCUGAGCGAUCCAAUAAUGGCACUCAAGCAAACAAUGCAAGCUCAACAACGCGUAUUCCUCUUUCAAGCAGAAACAGUUAUCGGGGACCUCCUAUUGUUACAAAUAAUAUUAGAUCAAUAGGUUCAAGUAGCAUGCCUUCUUCACCUAUCGGUGCUCAGGCUUCUUAUUCGGUUUCGUCUCCUUUACAACGUUCUACCACUACGAGUCGCCCAUCACCUGGGGUGACCCAAAAAUCAGCUAUGAAAAAACAUUCUCCCGCGGUUUCGGUCGAUGGGCAAUUACCUGACUAUACGCCAAAGAAGCGUGUAAGUAUUUACGAAGAUAAGGAAGAUAACAGGAUGGAUAAUUCGUCAUCAGAAUCUCUGUACCAGGACGUCAAUGAAGAGUUUCAAUCUAACCCGACGGAGUUGAGUGGAUCAUCUGCGUUCUAUGUUCCAUCAACGAAGCGUAUCUCUGUGAUACCACCUAACGCUCCUCGCAGCCCUUCUCACUCUGUCAAUUCUGAGAGUACGCAGUAUAUGUCUUUAGAAGAUGCAGCAAAGAGAAGAGUUGAAGAGAUGCUUAGACAAAUGGACGGUGGUAAUCAAGCCAAUAAUAUGAGUCCUAUGCCUAACAACGGUCAUCCGUUGGAAACUAUUCCGGACGACAACACUUCUUUCGUUUCAGAAAGCAGCUUUGAUCGCGGUGGCAACAGUGGACGUGGUAGAAACCUGUUUGCUAAAUUAAAACCUAAAAGGUCUAACUCCAAAGCAUCACGCGACUUGCCCUAUGGCCAUUAUGGUGCUUCUUAUUCCUCUUUGGUAGGUAAUGGCACUGGACGUUAUACAAUGCGUGGAUCUAGCUUUGGUAGUCAGCAGCGCAAACCUAUUUAUUCUCUUCGACAAACACCCCAACCUGAUAAUAGUAAUCAAAGAUCUUAUACUUUCAGUGGUGCUAACCGGGACGAUGCUGAAUAUGACCAUAGAUUUGCCAACGAUAGCGACAGUAUGCUGGAUAACCAACCCCCUCAGAAGCCCAAGAAAAAAGGAAAUAAGCUUAAGGCUUUGAAAAAGCUUUUUAAAAUCAGAUUUUGAGAACGUUAACAAGAUUGGUAGACGCUUUAAUUCAGAACUAGACCCUCCGAUUUGUUUAACUAGCAUGACUUGCUAACGGUUUUAUCUAAUUAUCAUCUUAUUAAUAUAUAAUUUAUUAUAACUUUUGGUUAUUCUACUGUUGCUCGCUUUUUAUAACUCACCCAACAUUUCAAUAAUAGCUACGAGCUUUGUGGUGUUAGUUUCAUCGUAUUUUUUUGGUGGUUCUUUUGGCUCAACAAUUCUCAUUCCAUACAAUAAACGCUAUUAUUAACAUUAUCAGGUAAAAAAGAAUGGUUUGUUACCACUUCGAUGGUCACGGCUGGCAAGAUCUUCUAAGUAAUUUCUUGACAGAACUUCCGUAAUUGUAGGUUCUCUUUCUUCCCAAUUCAUUAUAGUUUCGUUCAGUAAGUACUUGCCGGUGUAAUCUUGAUAAUAAUUUAUUUGGUCCUUUAAAUCAUCGUUAGGAUUGUACCGAAGGGGCUCGGCGUCAAUGAAAGACCCUUGAUCGCCAACUGGGUAUCCGUUUUCCAUGCUCGAUAAGCCAUCCAUGAGUGAUAUUCUGCAGCUUUCAGCGUCGCUCACAACUUCUGGAGAGUGGCUACGUACUUCCUCAUCGUUUGAUUCAAGCUCAAUAAUUUCCACUGAACCUAUGUUUUCCUUCUCUUCGUCAUCUGCUGGUUUCUGGUUUCGUAACGGGAAUUGAACAUCUGGCUUGACACGCAAUGGUUUGUCAGGUACUGAUCUAGUCGGUAGACGAUUAUUGGCAUUGGCAUGAGUGUCGUUUGAAUUCAAAGAUUCCUUAUGCUUUCCAUUCGAUUUCAUAUACGAUAAGCGAGCGCAUCCAGUUGAAAAAGAAUAUCUAGUCUCUUUUGGUUCCUCGUUAUAUACAACCAAAGCUUCACAAUUAGUAGAAUCGUUUUGAUCUUCAUUGUCUGAGCUUUCUAAAACAUUUUCGGAAUAAUUUUCACGAACAGUUGAUAUCCACGAUACUAAAGGAUCGUAACUAGAACUUUGGUUGCUUGGAAAUUCCAUUGCCAUACGAGCAGCAAAUGAUGAAACUUGUUUAUUAUCUAAUUUAGAAUUUUGAUUCUCUUUAAAUCCAUUCAUACUUAAUUAUUGAAUUGAUCGGGUUGUUGCUCGCGUUACAACAGAUUCAUUCCACUUGUCAUAUUCAUAAAGUAAAC